AUGUUUUAUCCAAAUGCCGUUGCAAGACAAUGGAUUUCGAUUGCCUACAAUAUCAUCUUCAUCAUCUCGACAAUUCUUCUAUUGGCGGCUCUCUAUUUUCUACACUUUCAAAAGUCGAUGACGUCAAAAACCUACAAAAUCCUGCUCACUUUGCAAUUGGUGAUCGGAUUCACCGACGAUAUCACGGCCAUCUCGGCUCAUUUCAUCGUAAUUCCCGAAUUGGCCGUCUUCUUUUUGCUCACUCCAAUCAUCCCAUCUAUUGGAUUCAGUAUUUUUCUCGCCGCGAUUUUCUUCUUUCAAUUCCAUCUCAAUCACGGCGUUCUCUUCAUCAUCGUUUUGUACAAAUUCACGAGUCUCUAUCCGGAGAAAAUCGUCGUUCGUCGAGUGCUAUCCGUGAUUGCUUUUACUUUGAUUGUCAUGCUCGACUUUACGUUGGAGUAUUUCUUUCACGAUCUCUACUCGAGUGGACAAUGUAUCAUCGAUGUUGGCCUGAUCUGCGCGAGGAACAAUCUGCCUUGCGAGCCGGAGAUGCCUUUCAUGAUGCAAUGUCGUUUGACUGACUACCAAUUGAAAAUAAUGGCCGUUGUUUUGAUUGUUCUCAUUCUUCUUUGUCUCACUGUCAUCGGCUGCGUCUCGAUGUUCGUCUAUUUCUCGCGACACAACAAGACGGUGAUGAGUUCGAAGACGCGCGAGAUUCACCGGUAUUUGUCGAAAUUGCUACUGCUCCAGUGUGCAAUCGUUUUUGUCUGCGAGGCUCUGCCGAUGUCAUUCGUCACGCUUGCCUUCAUCAAUUUCUUCCAAAGUGAUUUUAUUUCAACGGUUGGCGGUCUAGCGGUGCUCGGCGCGAGCCUCCACUCGUUUUUCACGAGUGCCACCGUGAUUUUUGCCUCGAAGACCUAUCGUGGAGUGAUCAGCGGAUGGAUUCGGAAAAUUCUGCCUAAAUCGUGUUUACCUUAUCCGCAAACUAUAACAGUGGUCAGCACAUCAAAUACCUCAAAA
This is a messenger RNA of Mesorhabditis belari, 999 nucleotides long. NCBI's taxonomy places the organism in Eukaryota, Metazoa, Nematoda, Chromadorea, Rhabditida, Rhabditidae. The record is from the annotation of a GenBank genome assembly.